CAAAGGCAAUCAUGGCGGAGGAGGAGAAGGGGGUAGGAGCCGCGGUGUCGGAAAGCAAAUCUCCGCCUCCGCUGCUCAUCAGGUCGUCGAGUGUCAGCCUUUUCAGCGACUGCGUCCAGCAAGGGGUCCAACAGCUGCUGCCGCUCAAGUUCGAUAAGAACAUUAAGCAGGCGUUUUACAACACGGGCGCGCUGAUAUUUGUGGCCAUCUCCUGCGGUGCUGCCGUGCUCGUUUACUUCAUCCUGGAGGCGUUCCUGCGGCCCCUACUCUGGGCCGUGCUCUGUGGCACCUUCCUGCACCCUUUCAAGACCACCCUUACUAACCUGGUGAGGAGAUGGCUAGGCGGCCUCCAGAACUCGGGCACGCCCAUUGUUUUGGCUACUCUCAUGUUGCCCAUCUCGUUCAUCAAUCGUGGGGUGGAGAUGUUGGGUAACCAGGUGCUGCUGAAGCGUAAACUGCUGUUGGCGUUAGCCAUGGGCGCGCCCAUCCUCUACCUCCUGUACUGCUUCAGCACCUGGGUGGGACUGCAGCUGCUACUCACCAACACCGGGCAGCUUAUCUCCUUAGCGCUCGAAUAUUUAAACGCCUUGUGGGUAUGGACACUUAUUGUUGGGUAUGUGUUGGCAGUUUCAUUUAAGUGGAAUACAAAAACUGAGCGUUUUCUUAAAACGAUCUCUGUUCCAGUUUGGACAGUGCUUCUCUUUUAUUUAGCAUCAGUUGCUGGCUCUUGGCGUAUUCCAGUUUUUGUAGUGAUUGUCAUCCUACUGGUUAUGGGAGCAAUUCAGGAAGAGAGAGGAAGUGACGCAGGUUUGGAGCUGUCUGAUCAAAUGAUUCAAAUUGUUGUACGUGCCAUUAAUAUGGCAGUAUCCAUGACAGGAUUCAGCCGUCCUCAAGAGGAUCGUUUAUCAAAAGAAUUAUCAGGAUCAGUUGAAACGAGAGACUUCAGUUCUUCCUCCUCCUCCUCAUCUUCCUCCUCGUACACUCCAUUAGGAAUACCAAGACCUCAAAUAGUAUCGUUUAUGAAGAAGAAGAAAACGAGUGACAUCUAUUUUGUGAUGCUUGUCUGGGCCAUCGCUGUUGUACAGAUCUGGCUGAACCUUUGGAUUCUCGAGUUGCUCCCAGUGCCAGUGGCUGUUUGGGGGCUUAAGAAAUUGGUCCUACGUUUUGGAUUAAUGAACUUUGCAGAGAGACAUAUUAGUAACUACUGGAAGAUUCUGUCAACCUUUGUUAAAGAAAGACAGGAUGCCCUGGCUCCGAGGCCAAUUAGAGGACUUGGAAGAAUCAUUGUAAAGGCUGACAGCAAGCUGUGGCAUUGGCUUAAUAAGCAGAUUAUUUUUUGUCUGGAGAAAUCACUGGAUAAACUGAUCAGUAUUUUCAUCAUCUUUUUGUUGGUUAUGGGUACGUUACUCCUGGCUCUGCUCCUUACUGCAAAGGUUCAUGAGGAAAGUGUCCACAUGAUCAAAGUCACUAGCAGCCUGAUUAAUGAGACUGUUGCUAACCAUCCUGAAUGGGCAAACUGGCUUCCUGAGGCCCAGGUAAUCCAGAAGGCAUUAAAUUCUGCUGCCAACAAUGUAUACCAGUAUGGAAGAGAGUGGAUAACCCACAAGCUACAUAAGAUGUUAGGAGACAAGAUGAACAACACAGCAGUUAUUGAGAAGCAAGUACUGGAGCUGUGGGACAGAUUGUAUCAUAAUUGGUUUGUGAAGAAUGUAACUCAUUCUGGAAGAAAUAAAGGUCACAAAUUGACUAUUAAUCGUCAAAAUAGUUGGCUCGGAGACAUCUUAGACUGGCAGGAUGUUGCCUCCUUCAUUCACGAGAACAUUGAGACUUUCCUUUCUAUAUUGGAGUCUCUCUGGAUUGUGAUGAGCCGAAAUGUGAGUUUGCUGUUCACGACUGCAACCACCUUACUGACAGUUCUGUUUCAUAGUGGUACAGCACUUCUCAACUUUGUUCUUUCAUUGGUCAUUUUCUUGACCACACUCUUCUAUCUCUUAAGUUCCAAUGACGAAUACUACAAACCCGUGAAAUGGGUUAUUAGUCUAACACCACUUUCCCAGCCAGGCCCAUCCUCCAACAUCGUGGGUCAGUCUGUUGAAGAAGCUAUACGGGGUGUAUUUGAUGCUUCCCUCAAGAUGGCUGCUUUCUAUGGGCUUUACACAUGGUUGACUCACACUAUAUUUGGAAUCAAUAUUGUCUUCAUUCCUUCAGCUCUAGCAGCCACCCUUGGAGCAGUCCCAUUUCUGGGAACUUAUUGGGCUGCUAUGCCAGCAGUGAUAGACCUCUGGUUGACACAAGGAGAGAACUUCAUGGCCAUCCUCCUCCUAGUUUGCCAUCUGCUACCAACCUACUUUGUGGAUACAGCUAUUUAUUCUGAUAUUUCUGGCUGGUGUAUAGAGAAGACCUGCCAGCAUGGAAACCACACUAUGCCUCUGGGUACACCCAGUCUGCAAGCAUAUGCACCUUUUCCUAUUAUAUGGGGCGGUCACCCGUAUCUCACUGGUUUGGCAGUAGCUGGAGGAGCUUAUUACCUUGGACUAGAAGGUGCGAUCAUUGGACCCAUCUUAUUAUGCAUCCUAGUGGUUGCCUCCAACAUAUACAGUGCUAUGUUGAUGAGUCCUUCAACAGCAUUGCCAACUCCUUUGCAGACUCCUUGGCCUUUGCAAAUACAUCGACCUGGAGAUAGUCCUGAGGAAGCAAAACCCGGUACUGAGUGACCGAAUGUGUUUCCAUAUUAGUCAGAGCAUGUUGGCUCAUCUAUCUGCUGCUUCCUGCACUGAAUUUCACAGUUGUGGCCUUCCUGUGCACUCCAAAGAUGAAUGUUGCAUUAGCAAUGCUAUGUAGGAAAAUAACUUCUCACCCAUGCUUGGGUGGGCAUAAGGAAUGUGCUUCAUCACACUACUUUGCAUAUUAAUGUAACACCCAAGGAUACAGCCCUGCAUUUGAGAGAUAGAAGGUUUGUAACAACUGGAACUAAGUUCAAUUAUAAAUGAUCAACAGUUGCAGUUCAGUACCACACUUGACACCAAGGAAGUUUGAAAUGGUGUUUUCUUUUAUCAUUUAUCAUAUGUUCUAAGGGCAUGUUUCACACUACUUUCAUUCUUGUGAGCUGAUUUGAAAUCAGAAUAUUGUGCAGGUUACACAAAUUAACAAUUUGUAUGGCUUUGUUUACUCUGGUUUUAAUGCUCUGGCACUGUAAGAGUUUAGUGUAUUUUCAGAUGAUCCAUUUGGGUCUUGAAUAUUACACAUCUAAACUGUCCUUAACAUUCACCCACCCCAUGAAAAUAACUCAAACCAGAAAUUUCCACAUUGGAAAAAGCACAUCUGAGAUGGAAGUAUAAGACUCAUGUAAUGGAACAAGUACACCAUUUAAGCAUGAAAUAUACAAAAUAAUUUUCUGUUUUUUGGGGGUUAUUUUAGUUUUCUCCUCUUGCUAUUCCCUCCUGGGCCACAAACUCCUGUCAUGGUGAGGUUGGUAUAGGUGCCUUACUCUCAAACUCCUGCUGAUGCUGUUCUUGACUGGCUGGCAGAAAAUCAAGAUGACCCACUUAGUGAAAACCCCUGAACAUGAUGUGCCACCAUUUUCAAUUUUAUCCAAGGUGACUUAUUAUCUGCUUGGAAAAACUAGUUAUCUGCAAUUCAGUAUAGGUAUAAACUUAUAAUUUCUAACAUUACACAAUUUUGCGUCAAAGACAAGCCUUAUGACUCAACUAUAUAACUACUGCUAUGUAUGCUAAUUGAAUGCUGUUACAAUUAUAUAGCAUAUAGAGUCUGCUUUCUUGCUGCUUUGGCAGAACAAGAAGUUCAUCUAGAUGACUACAAUGGAUAGGACUCUCCCCAAGAGAAUUUUCAAAGUGGGACUGUGCAUUUAAUAGGGUAGUUGUAGUUUUUGUGUUCAAAGCAAAGAAUUUAGGGCAAUGGGAGUACCAUAAAGUGAACUCACAAAUAAAUGAAGAUAGUCAUUAGAAACUGAGAGGUUAGAAAUUCCAGAAGACUUCCACCUCCAAAAGUGUGUUCGGAUGGGGUUUCUACCCACCUGCUUGCUCUAUCCCAAAUUCCAGGAAGGCCUAUCUGAACAAUAGGGACAGCUAGGACGCUCACCCUGUAGAGCCAGUGGGAUCUCAGCAUGUUGUCCUUGCUGCUCAGUUGAUUCAGGUUAGUGUGGAAACAGAAUCUUGCAUUAAUUCGCACAGACAGCAAUCAAUCUAUCUCAGAUCAACAGCCAUUUGGAUAUGACACUAUGGGACCCACACAAAGCAUUUGUAUAACAAGUAUGCCUGCUUCAUAGAUCAGUACUACUUCCUGGAUGCUAGGCAGAACUGACAGGCUUUCUAGGCAAGCCCAGCAUUCCACCAGUGACAUUACAAUGAUGGAGGGAGAGGGGUAGGGUGUGACAGAAUAACCAACUGGUACCCUCCCCACUUGGAAUUUCUCAAAGGCCAAAAAGGAGAGAAAGCCUGGUAGAAAUCGGUUCUGCCUGAACUUCCUCUCCCCAUUAGCUCACUGACAAUUCAUGCAGGAGCAGUGCCAAAUUUCUGGGUACAUAUCCUUGAAUUAAUUAUAUGUAAGAGCUGUUGUACUGUAUAUUUUUACAUCCCACAUAUUUGAUUAGCUAUUAAAAAUAUAUUAAAUUGAAGCCUAAGAUCAUCGCAGCAAUCUAAGAAUUAGCUACUAUGUUUUGAAUCAGCCUUAUUUUUAAAACAUAUUAAGCUUUAUGGAAAUAUAAAUAUUUCAAUCAAUGCUUAGUACAUUAGCUUUGAUCCUUUUGUAAAAGGAUAGUUUCCUUGAAUUUGGCAUAGAACCAACAAACACACUCUAGUCCACAAAGAAAAUGAUGUGAUUAUAGGUGUGUAAAUGCUAAUUUCUUUUCAUCACAAUUCCAGUACUUCAAUAGAGGCAGAGAUUGCAAACUGUGUGCGGAAGAAAGAAAGCUUCAUUUUCAAAGGAUUGAAAAGUAUGCAAUUUAACGAUCUCUUGCAAGGGUGAGGGAAAAAUCAAAUAGAAAUAAACGCAUUAGUGACUUUCAUUUGCUUUUGUUUACAAAUGCUGAUAGUUGAAUACAUAGUCAUUUUGUGCAAUAUUUCACUGAAUGCAAAGCAAUGCUUAUUUGAUUUCUUCCUCAUAUGGUUUUUAAUCUUGAGGGAAUAUAAGUAGAAAACAUGUUUUAAAUAGUUUUAAUGAGAUGGGCAGAUUAUGAUGUGAUUAAAUCUAACGUAAAAAACAUUGCCUUUUCACAGGAAAUUUAGUGAUCACUUAGCACUGGUAAAAUAGUUUCGUUCAUUGAUACAUAAGACUAUAUUUUUGGAUGGGGGAAGAGAGAAAUCAUAUUUGUGCUUAUAUUUUUAAAACUAUUAGAGCAUGUGAGGCAUGAAUAUUUAUUUUAGACAUUUGUUAGAUUUUUUUGUUUUUUUUUGCUUCUACAAACCUGCUGCUUAAAGUCAUGUUUGUUAAUUUUACUCAAACUUAUUUAGGCCAAGCUACUCCAGCUUCUUUUAGCAAUAUGUUAUGUAAAUUUGGAUUAUUGAGACUUCCACUAAAUUUCUAAAGUGGUAGUAUAGUAAUGCUGUUUAAUUGCAAUCAAAGUAAAAGAUACUCAUUUAUAUGGUAAUUUUCUCAGCCACCACUUGAUUCCAACUUCAAUGGAUUUCACUAUGUGUGGAGUCUCACAAAAUGGUGAUUUAAGUUACAGCAACAUAUUCUGAUGUAAUAAGUUUCAGCUGUAUCUCCUGUUGAUUGAGUUGCUCUAUCUUUUACUCUAAUUCCCAGUGUUCAGGCAGGUUCCCUUUGGCACAUUGAAAGCAACUGCAUCCUGAAUAAAAUAUAGGAACUGUAGUACCUGAUGGAUCCUGAUCAAAGAAUUCCAAGUGUGUGUAAAAUAACAAACUUUGACAGUAUACUGAUAUUUUAUUUUUGCUUGUAAAGUUAACAUUUGGUCCAAAGCUGUGAAUGUGUUGUAAAAUUUUGGAUAUGAGAAAUUAGCAUUAUUUCCACAUAUUGUUUUUAUUGUAAAAUAAACUUAUUAAAUGGAAAAAA
Carcharodon carcharias (great white shark) is the source of this 6030-nucleotide messenger RNA. It is a transcript of the gene tmem245, whose product is annotated as transmembrane protein 245. The record is from RefSeq and is a predicted model, not a curated record. The transcript is spliced from 19 exons. Lineage: Eukaryota; Metazoa; Chordata; Chondrichthyes; Lamniformes; Lamnidae. The coding region runs from base 12 to 2714 and encodes 900 amino acids.